AUGAAGCUGACACUUGUCCUUCUGCUCCUCGCCCUGGCAUGCUGCUCCUUGGAUGCGCAUCACCAUGGUAAGCAUCACUCCUCUGGUAACUAUCCCACUUAAUGGCUCUUUGCCUCAAGAGGCAAAAAUAAUCCAGUCUAAUGUCUUCAGAUAUGGCAUCUACAAAUGAGAUGCAGGAGAACUUCAGCAAAAUCAUGAAUGCCCGUACCUGACACUUCAGGCAUACUCUCCUGAGGUAGCUGCAGUGGCAACCAGGGGCCCAGGAUAAAGGAUGGUCUUUGGGAACCCUCCACCAAUGCAACCCCCUCCCCUAAUAAAUCAAGCAAAGCAUCAUUUAUUGCAAGAAUUAAUAAGACAUCUGAUUCUUAAACAAGUAGCCAAGUUAGAUGACUUGCUUCUAGUUUGGUGAAACAAAUUUUUCAAAAGAGAUUUGCCUAGCUAGCUUAUUUUCUUCUGAGAGCGUAAGAUAGGGGUCGAGCCUAUCUUGCCCCUUGGUAAAUCUUGGGUGCUCCUUUGUCAGAAGGGGCGAGGGAAGGAUAAGGAAGCCCUGUCCAUAAGUCAGAUCCAGCCCAUAGCUUAAUUUCAUAUGGAGGCCAUGCAGUCUUCUCCCCAAGAAAGACCUGGGUGGACAUGAGCAUUGGGUGCCACUGCCUGAAGGCACAUGCUCACUUCCAUCCUGCCUUCUCUAUUCAUCUGGUAGGUGCAGAGGCUGAGAAAACCAGCAUGCCUCUCCACUGUCCCCAGGUGGGCUGGAGGGAGAUGAUGGAAACACUUCCUCCUGUCUCUCACCUGCCUGCCUGUCCAUUAAUGUAGGAGUGUCCACAUUACACUCUCUCCAUUUCAGGGUUGUCCCACACCUUUCCACCUUUUAAUGUGGGGUUUUUUUUCAAUCCUUGGAAAGCCCGAAGAGGCCAGGCUUGAAAAACCUUGCAAUAAUGAAGAGACAGGAAAGUGCAAAUCCAUGCUUUGCUCCAGUGUGGACAAGCUCAUAGCAUCUGCUGGUGUAAGUGCCUCUGUCUUGCAGUCUUCUUCUCUGGCAUCCCAGCUGGAUCCUGGGCAGGGCAGUCUGAAGUGGGCUAUCAUGGUUGCAGCCAGUUAUCACUUAGUUUUUAUUUACUUUUCAAAGAUGAUACUAAAGAAGAGUAUGUGUGUGUGUUUGUAGAUUUAAAGUGUUUUUAACAGCCUGUUUGGGUUUUUAUUUUCCUUCUUCCUAGAUUCCCACAAAACAUGCAAACCUAUGGAGAAAUUUCUAGGUGCAAAGUUUUCUGGAACAGAUUCUGAGUAUAUGGAAGAACUUGAACGUUAUUCUGACAAUGAAGAUGGCAUCCAAGCUGCAAUGGAAGUAAAAGAUCUUAUUGAAACAUUUUCGGCUGAGAAACGUUCGGAAUACCUGAAACUUCUGGUAAUUUUAAGCAUUGUCCUUCUUCUUGCUGGCUUUUUGUGCUUCUAAUUCAUAAGAAGAGACAGGGGGAGGAAUAUGAUAUUGUGACUGCCAAACAGAAUGAUCUCCUCUCUCCUCCUGCCACAUGCUGUUCUGGGGGUUCUCCUGAUGCCCCAGAAGGGAUUGGGGGGUAGAAGGGGAGUCGUAUUGCACUAGUUGGAGCCUGUGCACUGACUUCUGCUAGCACACUGGGUUAAUUGAAUCCAACCCAGGAUGUAUAUGUUUCCCCCCCCCCAUCUAAUUUUUUAAUUUCAUUUUUAUUUAUGAAUUUAUAAGAGUACAAAAUACAGAACUGAAAAAUAAAAGAAAAAAGUGAAAGAAAAGGAAGGGGGAAAGGGGGGGGGAGAUACAUUACAUCAACCCAUAAUUCUAUUUCAUCGACUUCCCAUCCAUCCUUCCAUGGUUCCCUAAAGUUUCACUUUCCUGCUGCAUAUUCUAUUUUUUCUAACUAUUUAAACAUUCAAAUACUUCCCAGUAUAAACUAUAACUGCUGAGCUUACUCCAAACCGAUCAAAGUUCUAACAUUUUUACAAUGGUUUUUUAGGUAGUCUACAAAUGGCUUCUGUCCCGGGGAUGUAUAUGUUCUCACCUAUCCCACAAAUUACAGUCUUUUGGUUUUAAGAGUGUUUUACCCUGCAGAUUGAAAGUCAUAUGACAAAAUCUGAUGCUCUAAAACGGUUUUAAAUACGUUGCCUGACCCCAGCACUCUCCACAUACUAAUUUACAUCCACAGCACACGUAUCUGUAUUCUCUUUUCAUCCCAGAUAAAUGUUUGCAUGCCCAGGCAGAUACCCCUGACCCCAAGAGCCAUGAAUGACUCAUGAAUGACUCAUGACGUGUUAUGGGAUUAAAUUGACCACAACUUUAAACUUUCAGAUGUAGGAAAACCUUAGCUUAGGCAUUGGGCAUGUAUCCCUCCCAGUCCCCAGCUGGGGAUUUGGAGCACACCCGGGUAAUCAGAUCUGUCUGGGAAGUGGGCUGGCUCUGGAAGACAUUUGUUUACGCAGUGUCCACCACCAUUUCACCGCAACACUGGGGAGUGCACUGACAACUUUUCAGCUUAUGGCCCUUUAACGGGGAACCCUGGGAUCGCCGCCGUAGAGGGGGAGCAUCACCGCUACACCCCCCCCCAUAUAGGGAAGAUAGACUAAAGGAUUCCACCCAAGGCCUAAAACCUCCAAAGCUGUGACAUCUGCUACAGGGAAGGCGAAACUUGCCAAUGCAGGGAAAUUCCUUCCCGGUCCCUUAACAGCAACCAUCCUAAGACCAUAGCAGCACCUGAAUACCUGUAAAAGAAGUUAACCUGUAAUAAAAGAGCAUUAAACAAAGGGAGGGUAGGGAAGGUGAAGCUCUGGAGCUGACUGUGUGCUGUAAGGUAGGCUCCACCCCUUUUAACUACGCAAAGAGCUCUGCCUCCCCCCACCACAGAUAGGUUUAUUAGAACUGAGGUUUGGUGGGAACCUCAAAGAGCUGUGACGUGGGGAGGUGGACCAGGAACUUCUGCCAUUGUCUCAGGGAUCAGGGUACUGCGUGCGGCCAUGCAAAGGGCGCCUUCCGGUUGAUGGGAAAGCGGUCACUACGCAGGUUGCCUAUGCCAUCCAUGCGAACCGAGGUACAGAGAGGAGGCAAAUAUACCACCCCAUGAGGCAAUCUCCUACUGUUUGAGAAGCAGGCUGAUGAUUAAAUCCAAGACACAAAUACUUUUUCUUCCAACUCCCUUGAGUUGGCUCAACUAGAACUCCCUCAAGCCCUGUCUACCUCACCCCUUCCCUUCCUCCUCAUUCAUAAGGAUCCCUGAAGCCUGAUGGCCAAUAGCUGUGCCUCUCCCAGCUUUACAUUACCUUUCUAAUCUCCCAGCCAUUCUUCACCAGCAGGCCCUGCUGACAAGGAGAAAGGCAGUGGUACGGCCCUUGGUGGUCCUUCAGAUUAACCCUACUACAGUUUCAGCCCUCUUUCUUUCUUUCUUUCUUUCUUUCUUUCUUUCGUUCUUUCUUUCCCUCCUAUAUAAUAAAAAAAAUCUAACUGGUGAACAAGAGUAUAUGAAAAUAUGUACAUAAAGUCACUGGAGCUACAUUGCAUAGCUGUGAUUUCUUUCUUCUUUGUCAUUCAGAAAAACUUAAUGCACAAAUGCAAAAAAGACUGGAAGAACUGAUCUUUGGAUAAUGCUACGCUGAUUUCACAAGCUGACCACCAAUUCCUGAAAUAUCAUAUUAUUGAUCCAGUCUUCGAUUUCGCUUGUACUGUCCUUAUUCAAAGAAGCUCCCUGUGGGGCAAUAAUCAUUAUGUGACAGAAAACCUAGAGAAAUCUCAUGUGCUGUUCUGCAAUCAGUCAUAUUCAAAUUGUUAUUAAACUUACUGCCU
This is a messenger RNA of Podarcis lilfordi (Lilford's wall lizard), 3802 nucleotides long. NCBI's taxonomy places the organism in Eukaryota, Metazoa, Chordata, Lepidosauria, Squamata, Lacertidae. The record is from the annotation of a GenBank genome assembly.